UUUAAAAGAGGUGGAUCAAAGGACUUAAAUAGGAGAUGCUGACCCUUUCUCUCUCUUCAUUUUCUCCGUACAGCACUCUCAUCAAAGUAGAGUCCUUUUUCACAAUCGUGCUCCAGUAACGACCCUUUAGCUUACUCAGCUAUAAUCCAUUGAGAAUGUCGAUUGACGACGGCACAAAGACGAUGAUGAAUGAGAGACAUGGGUCUGGGACGGUGUGUUUGACACCUACGAAUCUUCAGUGGAUCUCCACCAUUUCUACUGCGUUUCUAAUGUUGGCGAGGGGAACAGCCAUUCACAAAUCCUUUCUUGUACCUUUAUUUGCCCUACAGGCUCCAGAAAGCAUUGUUUCAUGGAUUAAGGGUGAGUAUGGCAUAUGGACUGCUUUCUUGGCACUUCUCGUUUGCCUCUUCUUCUUUAUUCCUGGUGUACUGGAGUUGCCAUUAAUAACAUUGCUAUUGAUAAUUGCGUGUCCUUCUCAAGUUACAGGGCUGAGGGGGACAGAGGAAGGUAUUACUCUUUCGCUGGUAAUAGCAGUUUAUUUGGCUUUCCAGUAUUUUGCAAGAGCCGGCAGUUUGGGGAAAGCAAUUGAUCAAGGUUCGAUUCUAGCCACCUUAGCUGUGAUCUGUAUAGUUGCUGUCCCGUGCUUGCUGUUCAUCAGUUUUCUGUAAAUUAUCGACCUCCAAUAAUAAGAUACGAGAAUUUGUGCGUGUUUUAGGCUAAUGGAUGUGAAGCAUUUUGCUUAAGACCAUUUGCUUGAA
Molecule: messenger RNA, 758 nt
Organism: Olea europaea var. sylvestris
Lineage: Eukaryota; Viridiplantae; Streptophyta; Magnoliopsida; Lamiales; Oleaceae
Product: cold-regulated 413 inner membrane protein 2, chloroplastic-like
Exons: 6
Coding region: 156-668 (170 amino acids)
Cellular component (GO): membrane
Source: RefSeq, a predicted model, not a curated record